Messenger RNA from Gregarina niphandrodes, 789 nucleotides. RefSeq names its product glutathione S-transferase. The coding region runs from base 1 to 789 and encodes 262 amino acids. The record is from RefSeq and is a predicted model, not a curated record. The transcript is spliced from 3 exons. NCBI's taxonomy places the organism in Eukaryota, Apicomplexa, Conoidasida, Eugregarinorida, Gregarinidae. Gene Ontology annotation, biological process: glutathione metabolic process. Gene Ontology annotation, molecular function: glutathione transferase activity.
AUGACUUAUGUCGACCUGGCAAUCUACGCCUUUGUCGGGAAUGUCAUUGAUCGAUCCCAGGGAGAGAUCGACAUGACGCAGUACAAGAACUUAUACAAGACUUUGAAGCAGUUCUUGCUGAUUCUCGUACAAAGGGAUACUGCAACAAGCAUUUUGUUGUCUAGAUGGAACAUCGAGCUUGUUAGUGAGCCAGCGACAGGUCUGAUGGAACAAGCCUAUUUUCUGGUGUUACCGAAUUUUGAAAAAGCACUUUUAGAUUGUGAACGAGAAUGCAUACCUUUCACGGACGUCCGAUUCAAGUCCGAAGAGUGGGCUGAGGAAUACAAGUCGAAGGCACCAAGUGGCAAGGCUCCCUGGCUGCAGUUUGACGAUGGCAGCUAUUUGACUGAAAGCAGGGCCAUUCUCCUGUACGCUGCAUCGAAGUCGGGCUUGGUUCCUACUGACUUCACGGACCUAGCGGUUUGCGAGCAAGCCUACAGUGUGGUGUUCGAUGCGUAUCCGUAUCUGGGAAAUAUUGCGUUCAACAGAGGAGACAAAGAGGAGAAUUUGAAGAAUGCAAAUGAGCGCCUUGCAGCCGCAGACAAGGUCAUAGCCAGCCGGCAGUCGAGCGAAGGCUGGGUAGAUGGUAAGGCCAUGACUUAUGUCGACCUGGCAAUCUAUGCCUUCGUCAAGAAUGUCGUUGAUCGAUCUCAGGGACAUAUCGACAUGACGCAGUACAAGAGCUUAUACAAGACUUACGAAGCGGUUCUUGCUGAUUCUCGUAUCAAGGAAUACUACAACAAGGAAUGA